This is a messenger RNA of Dentiscutata heterogama, 607 nucleotides long. NCBI's taxonomy places the organism in Eukaryota, Fungi, Glomeromycota, Glomeromycetes, Diversisporales, Gigasporaceae. The record is from the annotation of a GenBank genome assembly.
ACAACUUUCAAUGAGCAAUAUGAUUAUAUGUUAAAUAGAAUAAAAGAAAGUAAUCGAUUAAACAAGGAUGAAAAGGAUGCAGCGGAGGAAAAUAUAGCAUUCAUGAGAGAUCGUGAAAACCUCAUUCGUCUCAAGAAAAUUAAAUAUCCUUGCAAAUCGGGAAAGUGUAAUAAGUUAGGAUACACCGAAUUGUUUUGCGAACAUUGUGUACGCAAAUGUCUCGUGGAUAACUUUCCCAAUUGGACAUCAGGAAGUAAAAUUAUUGACGAUGCCAUCCGAGAUGCACAAAUAAACCUUCCUUUUCCCCGAUACAUCGUCGAAUGGAUACCUUAUGACGAUCUCGAUCACGCUAAAAUAAAUUAUAAAGCAAAAGGAGGGUUCGCAACAAUUUAUACUACUAUUUGGAAAAAAGGAGUUAUCAUGUCAUUUAAUAGCAAAAAACAAGAAUUUGAAAGAGGAGAACCGGGUAUUGUGAUUCUUAAAAACCUUUCGAACGGUAAAAAUACAGAUGAGAUGUUCCUUAAAGAGAUAGGAACUCAUAUUUCACUGACUUCAAAAGGCUAUACUGUUGCAACAUGUUAUGGAAUAACAAGAAAUCCUGUUACCG